Macrosiphum euphorbiae (potato aphid) is the source of this 2337-nucleotide messenger RNA. NCBI's taxonomy places the organism in Eukaryota, Metazoa, Arthropoda, Insecta, Hemiptera, Aphididae. The record is from the annotation of a GenBank genome assembly.
AUGCCUUUUGGUUUGAGAAAUGCUCCAGCUGAGUUUUGCCGAUUGAUGGACCAGGUGUUGGGAACUCUCAAGAGGGAAGGUGUUGUUCGUUGUUACAUCGACGAUGUCAUUAUUCCAGCAACAGAUUGGGGAGACAUGUGUAGGAAAGUGGAAAGAGUAUUUCAAGCUCUUGAACGUGCUAAGUUAACCUUGAACCCAACCAAGUGUGCUUUUGGAGUCACUGAAUUGGAUUACUUAGGUUUUAAUAUUAAGGAAGGUCAGCUGCGUCCAGGUCGGAAAAUAGCUGUAAUUGAGAAUUACCCAAGACCAAAAAAUGUCCAUGAACUAAGAAGAUUCCUCGGAUUGACAGGAUACUUCCGUCGUUUCAUAACACAUUAUGCGGACAUUUCUGCACCACUGACGGCUUUGACGAAGAAGGAUCUACCAUGGAAAUGGACGGAUGCACAACAAGGAGCAUUUGAACAAUUGAGGCGUAUACUGACAUCUGCUCCAGUGUUGAAAUUAUACAAUCACGAAUCACCGGUGACUGAAGUACACACAGAUGCUAGCGCAAAAGGUCUAUCGGGCAUGUUAAUGCAGGGUGACACUGAGAAAUCACUACACUUAGUGUAUGCGGUGAGCAAAAGAACAACCGAAGCGGAAUCACAUUACCACUCCAGUAGACUUGAAUUAUACGCGAUUGUAUGGACGUUAAUUCGAUUGAGGCCAUAUCUGUUUGGAAUCAGAUUCACAGUGGUGACUGAUUGUCAGGCUUUGGUAUAUUUGAACACCAACAAGUCAGCAAAGCCACAGGUGGCUCGUUGGUUCGAUCUACUACAAGAAUUUGAAAUGAAUAUCAAGUACCGAUCAGGCGAGCGGAUGGCUCACGUUGAUGCAUUGAGUCGUUUGGAAGGUACUACGGACAGUGUACAAGCAGUAGAAGAGGCAUUGGAUAAUCGAUCCUUGGUCAUGACAUUAAUGACUUUGGAAGAACGUGUACGAUACAUGCAACAAGCUGAUCCUGAUACAUGUCGAUUAAUCAACAUAUUGGAGAGGGGUGAAGGUGACCGAACUCCAUAUGAGAGGAACGCUGUAAAUAAAUUCAAGUUGUUGGAUGGUGUAUUGUAUCGAGAUUUAGAGGGGAUAAGUCGUUUUGUGGUACCUAAGCCUCUGAGAAAGGGGAUAGUGAUAAUGGCCCAUGAUAUGGCAGGUCAUAGGGCAUUGGAUCAGACACUAAAGAAAAUUCAGGAACACUAUUGGUUUUCAAAAAUGCGUAGGUAUGUACAGAUGCAUAUCGGUGGAUGUUUGGAUUGUCUGGUCAACAAGAAGCCUGGAGGAAAACAACCAGGAGAGUUACACCCUAUUCCCCCUGGAAAAAGACCAUUUGCAGUUGUUCACUUGGAUCAUUUGGGACCUUUUGAAACCAGUUUGAAGGGCAAUAGAUUUUUAUUAGUGUUAAUAGAUAACCUUACCAAAUAUGUAUUGUUGUUUCCAGCAAAAUCCACUCACACUCAAUCAGCUAUUAGAAGUUUACAGAAGUUUGUUGAUCAAUGGGGAUUGCCGGAUCGUUUGAUAACAGAUAGAGGGACAUGCUUUACUUCCAAGGCGUUCCAGGAUUACUGUCAACAUAAUGGGAUCAGGCACACUCUCAACUCGUCUCGACAUCCGCAAGCAAAUGGACAAGUGGAGAGGACCAAUAGAACCUUAUUGCCAAUGCUUGCAAUUCAAGCACAAGAUCAAAAAUUAUGGGAUCAGAAGCUGAAAGAAGUUGAACGUGACAUAAACAACACGGAAAGUAAGACUACCAGAUACACACCAUUUGAGUUAAUCCACGGAUACCGGCCUCAGUUUCAUUCAAGCGUGCUGAGAUUACUAGAUGGUGUUGGUACACAUCAGCCUUUGAAUUCAGUAGAGUUACAGGCCAAGGCAAGAGAUAACAUUUUGAAAACUCAGGUAUCAAUGAAAGAAAGAUAUGAUCAGAAAAGGAACAAAUCGAUAAGCUAUGAAGUUGGAGAAAUGGUGGCAAUGCUGCGUGCACCUACCCCAGGUCAAUCUACCAAGCUUCAGACCAAGUAUCGGGGCCCAUUGCAAGUUAUAGGGAAACUACCUGGAAACACAUAUCGAGUCGCUGAGAUGGCAAGGGAUGGUAAACACAUUUAUGCUACAACGGCUCAUGUGUCUCAGUUGAAGGCAGUUUCAAUAAUGCAAGAGGAGCAGCUUGAGGAAAAAGGAAGUGGGUCAUCAGCAGAUGAAGAUGAAGAGACUAACAAAUCAAAUGCUGAUCUACCAAGGGUGGAAGAAACUGUUAAGCUUAAACGUCAAAGAAAACCACCAAAGUAUUUAGAAGAUUAUGUUUAA